Molecule: messenger RNA, 1521 nt
Organism: [Candida] anglica
Lineage: Eukaryota; Fungi; Ascomycota; Pichiomycetes; Serinales; Debaryomycetaceae
Source: the annotation of a GenBank genome assembly
AUGUCCACCACAAGAAGCCUUGAAAAACAGGGCUCUGAAAAAAUUCAUGUCGAUGAUAAAUCCAUAACUACUAAUUUGCAGCCAUCACAAGAACCUCUUACCAAAGAAGAACUUCAGUACAUCAAUACAUCAGUGGUACCUCAAAAAUGGUAUCAAUGGUUUUCAGAAUCUGAUUCAAAGCAAGAAAAAAAAUUAAUCAUAAAGCUAGAUUUGAUUAUUUGGGUGUAUCUCUUUUUAUCAUCGUUUGUUAAAACCCUCGAUUCGACUGCUGUAGGAUAUGCAUAUGUGAGUGGGAUGAAGGAGGAUUUGAAGAUGUACGGCAAUCAAUUGACUUACCAGUCUUCCUGUUACAUGGCUGGGUUCAUCGUUGGCCAAAUCCCGCUCACCAUGCUUGCCACCAAACUUCCUAUCAAUUUAUACUUACCCAUAAUGGAUUCCCUAUGGUCUAUUUUCACGCUUGGAAUGUUCAAAAUUACCAACUAUCAUCAGUUGUAUGCCUUAAGAUUUUGUAUUGGCCUCUUGGGGAGUUUCUUUUUCCCCACAGUGCAAUACAUCUUAGGUUCUUGGUACACCAAGUCUGAGAUUACCAAGAGAAGUGCCUUGUUUUUUUGUGCUUCACAAAUCGGAUCCAUGGCUGGUGGAUACAUCCAGGCAUCUGCAUUUGAAAGUCUUGACGGUGUUCAUGGACUUAAAGGCUGGCAAUGGUUGUACUUGUUGGCAUUUAUUAUAACAAUUCCCAUCAGUUUGUACGGGAUCUUCACCUUGCCCGGAUUACCCGAACAUGGCAAUAGUACAACAGUUAAGAUCCUUAGUGAUGAAGAAUUGAGACUUGCACAACUUAGAAUGCUUAGAGAGGGCCGUAGUUCAAACGAUAAGUUAGACUUGGCAACAAUCAAAAAGACAAUCUUAGGAAGUUGGAGAUUUGGAAUGUUGGUUGUAUUUGCCAUCUUCUUUAGUCAAGCAGAUGGAAUCUCUUCCAAUAGUGGGUUGCCUAUCUGGUUAAAGGAAAACAACUAUUCAGUUCCACAAACCAAUACUAUCACCACUGUUAUACCCGCAGUCACCAUUGUGACCGCUAUUGUCAACGGUAUUAUAGUUGACACUUGGCAAACUUCUCAUCCAAUUGUAAUCGCUGUCACCACUGUCCUCAAUAUGGUUGCAGGAAUUAUAUUAGUGGUGUGGCAUAAUGUAAGCAGAGGGGGGAUAUUAUUUGCAUUUUUCCUCUCUGGUACUGCUGAUGGUAUUGCAGCUGUCCUUUAUUCAUGGGCCAAUAUCAUUUGUUCCUCUAAUUCUCUGGAAAGAGCUUUGACCCUUGCCACUAUGAACACUUUGGGUAAUACCUUUAGUGUCUGGGUUCCACUUUUUGUAUGGAAAACUGAAGAUGCACCAAGAUAUUUGAAAGGUUAUUCUUACAACGUUGCAUUAUGUGCCAUGAUGUUAAUCCUUUUGUUUCCAUUGACAUACUUGUGGAGAAGAGAAUCAAAGUCCAAAACCAUACAGAGUGAUACAGAAUUAGAGUAG